UAGCGGAGAUCCCGAGCGUGCCAAUCACUGCUGCAGUCUCGACCCGCGUGGAAAGACUGUACACCUCGUUUAUUUCAUAACGCAAAUGUGGCAAGCCUGAACCAACGCUUUUUUGAUUCGUCCUCAUUCGUCGUCCUCAAACUGGUUUAUUCAUCCUAUUCACGCCAUGGCCAACAUAGAGGAGAAAGCUGACGAGAAACAGACGAGUUGGAAAGAUUUUAUCUACAACCCACGAACGGGGGAAUUCAUCGGGCGCACUGCGAGUAGUUGGGCUCUUAUAUUCCUCUUCUAUCUGGUGUUCUAUGGUUUCCUGGCUGGAAUGUUCACUCUCACCAUGUGGGUGAUGCUACAGACGCUGGAUGAUCACACCCCCAAAUACAGGGACCGAGUGGCCAAUCCAGGGCUGGUGAUCAGGCCCAAGUCCAUGGAAAUUGCAUUUAACCGCUCCAUUCCCCAGCAAUACAACAUGUAUGUGCAGCACCUGGAGUCCUUUCUACAGAAGUACAAUGACUCUAUGCAGGAGGCCAAUGAGCUCUGUCCUAGGGACGAGUACUUUGAGCAGGACAAUGUUGAGGAGAAGAAGGUGUGCCAGUUCAAGAGAAGUCUGCUACGACAGUGCUCUGGACUUGCUGAUAGUACUUUUGGUUAUUCCGAGGGCAAGCCAUGCAUCCUGGUCAAGAUGAAUCGAGUUAUUGGGCUGAGGCCACGAGGAGACCCACAUAUAAACUGUGCAGCCAAGAGAGAAAAUCCACUGCAGAUGCAGUAUUUCCCAAUUGAGGGCAGGCUUGACAAGAGCUACUUCCCCUAUUAUGGCAAGAAAUUACAUCAAAAUUACGUCCAGCCAGUUGUAGCCGUUAAGCUGCUGCUGGCCGAGGAGGACUAUGAUUCUGAGCUGGCCAUCGAGUGCAAGGUGGAGGGCUCAGACCUGAUUAACAACAAUGAUCGUGACAAGUUCUUGGGCCGUGUUACCUUCCGGGUGAAGGUGUCCAAGUAGACUGGAUCAUUCAUAGAGACGCACGAUGUCAGUUCCUCUUACUCAAGCCCUGCCUGUUCCAAUGACGUUUAUCUCUCACCGCUCUGUACCUAAUCGCAUACAACCCGUACCCUAAGCGGUGUCCUAGAAGUUUGAUCAGGGCCUUUAUGAAUCAAACACAAUACGUCAAAACAGAAACUUGUCCUGGAUUUCCUAGAUGUUUGAUGCAUGCUAACGUUAAUUUGCCCUGUAUUAUGGAUGGGGUCCGAAUAGUGUGUGAUGGUUAAUCAAGGUUUUAGUUUAGAUUUGUAAUUUAUUAUUAUUUUUUUUUUUUCAUUUAAAUUCAUUGAUCUCACACACUACCCACCAGAUUAUCAUCACACACUCACUGGAAAUAAAAACCAAAAGGAAAAAACAAUGCACAUUCGUUCUCUGAUGCCUCCCUUAAGAGCGAACUUAGUGACAUCGUGUAGUAAGUUUAGGGACCUGUAAAUAGAUGCAUCAACAUAUCAUGUCGAAUGUGGUCUGCUCCCUCCCAUUGUAACUGUUUAGCCUGCCAUGUGUGUUUGUGUGUGUGUGUGACGUGAAGCCUCUAUGUACAUACAUAAUGGAUUUUAAACACUCUUUUUAUGUCAUCGUUCUCACUACGUCUGACUGCUGUAAGAAAUCAAGAGUAUGAAGUUAUAUAAUAGCUGUAAUUUAAGAUUAUUGAGAAAUAAAAAAUAUUAAGGGGGACACCAAAAAAACAUCUAGCAAAUUUUGAAACCCCUCCACCAUCUGAGGGAAGUGAUUUUUUUUAAACCUCUGCAGAAACUGUUCUUUGUGCAGAUGCCUUACGGUCUGUAUGAGUUUAAAAAUCUUGAAAUAAAAGUGAUUUUAAACCAA
Xyrauchen texanus (razorback sucker) is the source of this 1858-nucleotide messenger RNA. Its product is annotated as sodium/potassium-transporting ATPase subunit beta-3-like. Gene Ontology annotation, biological process: potassium ion import across plasma membrane; sodium ion export across plasma membrane; intracellular potassium ion homeostasis. The coding region runs from base 167 to 994 and encodes 275 amino acids. Gene Ontology annotation, molecular function: ATPase activator activity. The transcript has 7 exons. The record is from RefSeq and is a predicted model, not a curated record. Lineage: Eukaryota; Metazoa; Chordata; Actinopteri; Cypriniformes; Catostomidae. Gene Ontology annotation, cellular component: sodium:potassium-exchanging ATPase complex.